This is a messenger RNA of Electrophorus electricus (electric eel), 2160 nucleotides long. It is a transcript of the gene ngs, whose product is annotated as notochord granular surface. NCBI's taxonomy places the organism in Eukaryota, Metazoa, Chordata, Actinopteri, Gymnotiformes, Gymnotidae. Gene Ontology annotation, biological process: intermediate filament organization. Gene Ontology annotation, cellular component: cytoplasm; intermediate filament. Gene Ontology annotation, molecular function: structural constituent of cytoskeleton. The record is from RefSeq and is a predicted model, not a curated record.
UCAUGAUGGUGCGUGAGAUAUUUUAAGAGGUUCAACUAAGUGUUAAAAUGGUUCGAGAUUCCUCGACGGGUGGGUAGGUCCAAGCAGCGGCUAUAAAACACUUGAAUGAGUGAGUAUAAGACAUUCUGUCCGUCUUGUCAAAGCAGGAGAGUUGAAAAAUCCACCGGCCUCAGAAUGAGUGCAAGCCCAGAACGAAUGUCUUCUUACCGCCGUCACUUUGAGGACGCCCUGGCCUCCUCUUCCUCGUACCAUAUCAGGGUGUCCAGCCCCUCUCCAAGUCGUCGGGAGACUCGCCACCGCUCCGCAAGCUACUCCCGCAUCGGGACAACGGGACGCAGGGCACUUUCGGGCACGCGCAGGUCAUGCAUGACUAGCAGCGUGAGUAUGGGCGCGCUCUGUGUCGGUAUCGGACCGCUGGACCUGGAAGCUGCCGCCGCUGAUAACCAGGCCUUCCUCAGCACGCGCACGAGUGAGAGGCAGGAGAUGGUCACCCUCAACGACCGUCUGGCCAUCUACAUUGAGAAAGUGCGCUCUCUGGAGCAGCAGAAUAAAAUGCUCGAGACUGAGAUCGAUGCCCUGAAAGGCCGCUUUGUGAAGCCAUCCGGUCUGCGCAGCAUGUAUGAAGAGCAGCUUCGAGAGCUCAGGAGGAUUGCUGACCAGAUGAAGGUCCAGAGGGAUCUUGCUACUGCUGCUAAGGAGGCUAUGGCAGGACAAUUAGAGUUGGUGAAGGUUAAGUACGAGGAAGCCCUGGAAGCCAGAAAGAAAGCUGAGCGGGAGAUCGAAGUUUUCAAGCCAGAUGUUGAUGCAGCCACGGCCGCACGAAUUGCUCUAGAGAAGCAGCUGGAAAACCUGGAGGUGGAGAUGGAAUUCCUUCAGCGGAUUCACAAACAGGAAAUUGAAGAGCUAAUGGCCCAGAUUUACGGAACCGUGGCUAAGGUGGAUGUGUCAUUCUCGCUGCCAGACCUGGCAUCCGCCCUCAAACAGAUCCAGUCCCAGUAUGAUAGCAUCGCGGCACGUAACCUGCAGGAAAUGGAUGCGUGGUAUAAGACAAAAUUCCAGGACCUGAACGUGGCAUCGUCACGGCACGUGGAAUCCCUCCGGGGUAUCAGGGAGGAAAUCACUGCCCUGAAGAAGGAUAUCCAGAAUAAGCAGCGGGAGCUGGACGCUCUCAGAACCAGGAAUGAAGCUCUGCAGGCUCAGAUCCGUGAUGCACAGGAAAAAUACAUGAAAGAGGAGGAGGAAUUGCAGGCUCGCAUUGAGGCACUGAAGGUGGAGAUGAAGAUGGUGAAAGAGAAGAUAACUCUGCUGCUGAAAGAGUACCAGGACCUACUGAAUGUGAAAAUGGCUCUCGAGAUUGAGAUCACCACAUAUAGGAAGCUGAUUGAAGGCGAGGAUAACCGGCUUACAGCCAUGGUGGGUAGCCUGUCUCUGAUGAAUGUCGGCGCAGGGCUGGUCAGCGCCUCGGGGCUGGGCCUCAGUCAGGGAGCCGGUGGAACAGCUACGGCCUUGCUAAAAGCAGCAGCCUCUUCCUCCUCUGUCAAAUCCCAGGGGACGCUGGGAGAGGUCACCCAGGAGCAGGCCGUGGAGGUAACGGAGAGGAAGACCAUGCUCAUCAGAACAGUUAGGGCAGAUGAGGACAUCAUUCACAGAGACUCACAAGAACGCACCAUCACCAUCUCUGGAGCGGUCAGCGAGAUGGACGAGUAAAGCGCUCUGAAACUGCCUGAUCUCGAACACCUCCUUUCAUCCCCCCCCUUUUCACUAGCCAACGUGAAACUGAAGCAUGAAACUACAAUAUGAUGGCUUGGUUCACACUGCUUAUGACCAUCUACUCUUAUACGUCAAAGAAUAUUACCAAACAAUGAGUCUCAAGGCUUUACAUUUUAAUCGCUACUAGAAACUAUAACAGAGAUCAAAAGCAGGAACGUUACUCCUCACCAUCUACCUCGUCUCUUGUGGAUGCUGUGCUAAAACUAAAUUGCUAAUAGACUGUGUUGAAGCCUUUAACCUCCCGUAUGUCCCUUGGUUCUAUUCAAAUGUGGACAAAAUAAACUACUUCAAAGCAGCAUCACUGGUUGAGCUGACUAUCAGAAACACCAAAUUUAUUGACUUUUUGCUGUGAUCAUCAAGACAGAGUUUGAAUAGAAAGAAAUGCUUAAG